AUUUUGCUUUAGCAGACCCGCCACAUGCACAUAUGCAAAUGCAAACUUGCAAUUUGCUAAGUGUGAUGUAAUCGUCGUUUUGAAAUUUUGUAACAUUUUGUCCUUAAAAACUGUACAGGUAUUGGGUGCAAAAUAAUUUAGUCAUGAAGCGUUCGACCUGUGAAGGUGAUGGAACUGAAAACCGGAAGAAACAGUGUUUUAAUAGUAACCUACCAGCUCAUGUUUCUGCAGCUGUGUGUGAAAUAAGUGAAAUGCGGAAUGACAAAGAGGUGAAAAGGGCAGGUCCUUUUGUGAUAGGACCUCGACUUGGAAAUUCUCCUGUUCGCAGCAUUACACAAUGUUUGGCAAGAAGAUCAAAAACAGAUGAAUUCUAUACACUGAAAAUGCUUAUAAUGAAAUCCCUCGAUGAAGAAACCCAGGAUGAGAAGCAAGGAAAAAUGUUAUUGUUAACUGAAUAUAGUCUCCUGUCCCUACUACAUGAUCAGCCUGGGGUUAUUCAUCACCAUGGAUUUUUCAAAGACUUGGCCUAUGAGGAACAGGAACUUCAAAAUGGAACAGUAGCUGUUACUGGGAAUAAAGUCAAAAGACUUAAUCUCAUCUUAGACUGUCUUUCACCGAAUGACUUCUGUCCCUACUCUCACAACUAUGUCAAUCUUCAGCAGUAUGUCAUCAAGGAGAAAAAAUUGACUGAACAAGAAAGCCUUUGGAUAUUUAGAGAGAUUGUCAAUGUAGUAAACAGUCUUCACCAAAGGAAUAUAGUUCACAGAGACUUGAAACUGGGUAACUUAGUACUAAACCGACAAAACCGCCGGAUUACGCUCAUUAACUUCUGCCUGGGAAAGCAUCUAGCCAACGAAGAAGACCUGUUGCGAGAUCAACGAGGUUCACCUGCCUACAUAUCUCCAGACGUACUAAGUGGCAAACCCUACUUGGGUAAACCUUCGGAUAUGUGGGCGCUGGGUGUGGUACUUUUUACCAUGCUCUAUGGCCAGUUUCCAUUCUACGACUCGGUACCUCAAGAACUAUUCAGAAAGAUUAAAGCUGCAGAUUUUACUAUUCCAAGGGACGGACGUGUCUCGGAUAGCACUACGAGGCUAGUUCAACGUUUGCUGAAUCUAAAUCCACACCAAAGACUAAAGGCCGACCAAGUUAUCGAUGUGCUCGACUCUGCUAUAGUCGUAAACCAUUUUUCAUCUUCAUCAGCCGAUCUGUCCUUAUUACAGGUUGUUCCUGAUGCUGAUUGUGAUUUACCAGCGGAAGAAGCAGAGGUUCCAGCAUCCAAACCUGCCAAGGGAAAAUCGGGAUUCGAACUUGUACUGCAGCAGCUUCAGGCUAUUGAAGAAUCAACUGGUAGUGUUUUGGCAUAUCAUUCAGUCACAGUUCCGGGCUUAAGCCCAUUUCAAAUGAUCAAGAAGCAUGGAAAUACCAGUGAACAUCAUGCGCAUUUAAAUUUUCUUUCGUCACUUGGUCGUCAACAAGGAUCUGUGCGUGCCCUCAGCACGGAACAGAUGAACCGAUUUCGUCAUUUACUACCUCCGCGAAUGAUGACCUCCCAUCAGCAAUUCCACGAAGGAACAAGUGCUACUGCUGUCCAAAGAAUAGCAUCAUUUUCUUCCUACUUGUCACAAAACAAUUUGUCGACCUUCCCUCCUACUGCACCGACUUUACGUUCGGUGAAUCCAACAUUUUUCCCACCGAAUUUUCUGUCGCACCGCUUGCAGCAACUGCAACAACAACAUCAGCAGCUAUCACCGGCUUCAUUAGCUUCAAUUAACGGUACCCGCCGAAUCGCCAUUGACUCUCCAAUAUCAUCCUCGUCGCGACAAGAACAAUCUGAGGAGCCAGAUUAAAACCGAGACAUCAUUCAUGUCCACUUCCCCACACAUACUCAAAAGCUUUUUCGUAUAAAGCCAAGCUAAGUAUUUUAUGAUGCAUGUAAACAAAAAAAUUUGUAAUCAUACGUUAUCUACAUUUUGGAUUCUGUAUGUCACAUCAGUUCAAAAGCCAUUGAAUUUUUUGAAAGGUU
Molecule: messenger RNA, 2026 nt
Organism: Daphnia magna
Lineage: Eukaryota; Metazoa; Arthropoda; Branchiopoda; Diplostraca; Daphniidae
Product: serine/threonine-protein kinase 40
Exons: 10
Coding region: 144-1850 (568 amino acids)
Biological process (GO): protein phosphorylation
Molecular function (GO): ATP binding; protein kinase activity
Source: RefSeq, a predicted model, not a curated record